AUGACGGACGACGCCAUCGAUUUCGUCUUUUCCCUCAUACUAGAUACAGAAUUAUAUCUUUGCGCAUUCGUAUUGUUAACCUAUUUCACAACGAAGAAAAUAAAUAAAAUAAUUCAAUCCAAUUUUUACCAAAAUGACGCACUCCUAAAUAGACUCUCCAAACACUUCUACAUAGUAGAUGUGAAGGCCUACUUUAGCCCCCUGAAAUAUAUGUUUAAAAGUGCACUAUAUCAUACCUAUUAUUUUUCGUCCCUUUUGUUUUUAAUUUAUUUGUUCAGACUGUAUACUUCCUACAAACGUUGGAUUAAGUUUUACUUUUUUUCUUUAUUGAAUAUUUCUACCGACCCCUCUAUACACUCUGGUGAUGAUAAUUCUGAUGCCUACCACCAUGGGAACUCGAGUGGAUUUGAUGUUACCUACUUGGUUGCCUUCAUCUUGGGAGUGAUUAUUUCUUUCAUUUAUUAUAAAUACCUUUGUAGAUUAUUUAAAGGGAAGCACAAAUAUGUUACGGUGCAUAAGUCCAGUUUGCAGCACUACUGCUUUGAGCUAGCCAAAGUAAAUUUCAGGGAAUAUGUAAAGGUGAAACCAAAGAAGGGAUCAAAAUUUAGGUUCGAUUUGGACACCAACAUUAAGCCUCAUUCCACGUUCAUCAACGAGUCUGCUGCCACGAAAGGAAGCGGCACGAAAACUGGAACAAGCGGAAACGGUCGUGGUGCUGGUAGCAGCGUCCCCAGCGUAGUUGCUCCAAAGCCAAAGAGAAACAUCCUGUUCCGCAUGUUCAACAUCGUGUACGUUAAGAACCACGUCCUGUAUGAUGAGAACGUACUCUACGAAGAUCACCUGAAGAACAAGUGGCAGGCCAAUCAGAAGAACAAAGAAGGCUUCCUUUUAAUGCUUAUCAAGUUAGUGGAGAAGCUCGUCAAAGCGAUCAUCAAUUUAAUUAAUGCCGAAAAUAACGAGACUGGAAAGGCACCCCCCGCGCAGAGACAAUCGAGCGAAACCACUCCACAGGAGCAGACCCAGGGAAAAACCAACCCAACAAACAUGACACAGAUAAGGGGAUCAGCACUGAAGAGUAGUGACCAGCAGUACAAUGACAUAAACCUAUGCGAACUGGAUUUAAACCCAUACGAUGUAUUUGUGUGCAAUUCGCAUUACCAAUUUAAGAGCAUCCUAGAAGUGCUCAUGUUACACAUACCGAUAUAUUUCCUAUUCAAAAAUAAACUAUACGUAAAAACCUGCUUCACAGUAGCCAUGUAUGUUUUCAAUUACCUACUCUGGAAUUUUAUAACGUUCCUAGCGAUGAUCAAACCGUCACUCUUCGUGUACUACUACGUACUGAAUGAGCACAUAAAUCAUAUCCUAACAGAAAGCAUUAAUGACCAAGAAAAAAAUAUAAUCCUGCACUUUUUCUAUGGGUUCUUUUUUGCCUCACUAAUAUAUUUAAAAUAUCAUUUCAACAUGGAGUUUAAGUUGAUAAAGGUGGAACACAUGAAUCACUUCCAUCGAUUAAUUAACAGAUGCAUAGCAGAGGCAAACAAAUUGAAGUCUAGAGGAAUAAUCAGAAAUUUUGAAGCUAUGAAAAUUUUUCCCUUAUGUAUUGAUUAUAAAAAUAAAGGGAUCUUAAUCGAUAGAGGACUGCUGCGAACAGCUGCGGAACUCCAACUUGUACUAAGACAAAGGAGAUUAAAGAGUGCAAAAAUAUGCUUCCAAAAUGUUAAGAAAAUUGCUAAACAUUGUGAUGAAGAUACUGCUAUGGAAAUGUUUAAACGAUUGAAAUUUGUUCUUGUAAAUGAAUUGCCCCAUCGAGUUGCAGUAAACCUUUCCCUUAUGAUCUCGGAUGAAAUGUACGAUAAAAUUAAAAGGAAUGCCAUCGAUUCGUCUUCCUCAGAACAAUCCAAGAAACACCCACCUGAUUGCUUAUGCGAAACGCUCAAAAAAACUGCCAUUCAUGAUUUUAUUAAAGCAGCCAUGGGUAUUGAUAAAUCCAAUGCAGAAAUGGGAGCAGCGGAUCUGGGGCAAGCUAACGAAGAUACGUCCGACAACAAGGGAAAUGAAAAAAAAUGA
This is a messenger RNA of Plasmodium cynomolgi strain B, 2067 nucleotides long. RefSeq lists its product as hypothetical. The record is from RefSeq and is a predicted model, not a curated record. The transcript is spliced from 2 exons. Lineage: Eukaryota; Apicomplexa; Aconoidasida; Haemosporida; Plasmodiidae. The coding region runs from base 1 to 2067 and encodes 688 amino acids.